GUUCAUUUGAAUAAUAUCUAUAGCCCAGGUGGAAAACUAUACGAUAUCUAUUGUUUUGCAAUCAGCUAGUCUCCGAUGCCUUGCACAGUGAUUGAAAUAAUGAUCUACAUUUUGAUGCUGCCAAAGUUGCACCAUUACCAUGGCUACAGACUGCACUACUGAUCAAAGAACCAGCCCCAAAUAUUCCCAAUCCAGUGACGAGUGUACCAGUAGCAGUGAUGAAGAACUGGAGGUAUUUUUUGGACCAGUGACUGCAAAAGAAAGAGCAAUAGCAGCGGCGUUGUUGGAGCAAGAGAAUGCUGUCGCAGAUGAACAAACCGUUAACAACAAUGAUUACAAAUCGCCUCCCUUUCAAGGUGACGAUGCCACAAAGGACGCAGACGUCAAAUAUGAAAUCAUGAAGAAUGAUUUCCAGACAUUCCCAUCUUUGGAGAAAUCACCAUCAGUUGAUGAGUCUCCGGACUUAUCUUCGUAUCAGUCGGAAGCGCAGGUGAAGGAUGGCACACCCCGUACAAUCGAUUCGUCUCUUGGGUCUCUAAUUUUGACUCUUGACCUGUCGUCUUCAUUUUCAAGUAUCGACGAACAUGCACCAUAAUGACUAAUGCAGACAUAUUUGGAACUCAAGAUCGAAACUGAAAUUAAAUGUAUCAUAAUCUUUUUGCUAUAAUUAUGUGGUUGAUGGCCCAAAAAAUACAUCUAUAAAAUAGGACUCCAUAUUUAGAUUUGUAUCAUUUUUGUUCAAUCUCGUUUUAAAAAAAAAAUUCACUAACCAGUGUGUAAACACCAACUUACGUAAUCAACAAAUACCUUUGUAAAAUUCCACGUCGGUUAUAAAAAGGCAUAAUAAUGAAUUAAAUUUGAUUUAAAGCAUAGGCAUAUACAGCUUAAUAUUGCAUAUGUGUUGUACCGUAUAUAAUUAUAUUUGUUCACAUUAAAAUAAUUGACAUUUGUAGGAAAA
Molecule: messenger RNA, 958 nt
Organism: Anneissia japonica
Lineage: Eukaryota; Metazoa; Echinodermata; Crinoidea; Comatulida; Comatulidae
Exons: 2
Coding region: 140-595 (151 amino acids)
Source: RefSeq, a predicted model, not a curated record